UUCACGUGACGCUCCGGAAGAAAGGACGUGCCAUUGCUCUAAACUCAUUUCCCUGUUUCUCGUGGUUUCCUUGCGUCUCUCCAUGCUUCCCUGGUGGGAGGGACUAAACGCAGGGAAACGACGCAAGUGAGGGGCGCAAGGAUUCCAUUUAAUCGACCUGAGAAGGACCCCGGGUCUAUGCGUCAUUUCCCUCUGUAGUUGAGGUGUGUUGAUCGGUGGCCGCCAGGGGGAGCCUGUGUGAACACAGCAGCAGACAGACAGAGCGUAGAAGAAGAAGAAAACCGGAAGUAAACAUGGCCCAGGAGAAGAGCAUGGCGGCGAUCCCAGAGUUCCUCAGUAAAGCAGAGUUACUUAAACAGGGAGCAGAAGCCAGAGUGUACCGGGCAAGGUUCCUGGGAAGGCCGACUAUUGUUAAGGAAAGGUUCCGGAAACAGUACAGACACCCGCUGCUGGACGAGAAGCUGACCCACCGCAGGACGGUGCAGGAGGUCCGCUCCGUGCUGCGGUGCCGCCGAGCAGGCAUAUCUGUCCCGGUAGUCUAUUUUGUGGACUACACAUCCCACAGUAUUUUCUUGGAGGAGAUUGUGGGCUCCUCGACUGUGCGGGACCACAUCGCCUCCUCCCCCCCGUCUGCUCGCUGUGAGGGUCUGGAGCCGCUGGCUGAGAGGGUGGGGCAGGUCCUGGCCAGAAUGCACGACGAGGAUGUCAUCCACGGAGACCUGACCACCUCCAACAUGCUGCUGAGAUGCGGUCCGGAGGACAAGGUGUCAGAGCUGUUCCUCAUCGACUUCGGCCUGAGCUACAUCUCCGCUCUGCCCGAGGAUAAGGGGGUGGACCUGUACGUGCUGGAGAAAGCCUUCCUCAGUACCCACCCCCACACAGAGGCGCUGUUCCAGAGGCUGCUGAAGAGCUACGCUGCGGCAUCCAAGAAGUCCUCAGCGGUCAUUAAAAAGCUUGAGGAAGUCCGGUUGAGAGGGAGGAAGAGGUCCAUGGUGGGGUGAAGAUCCGUGCUGUGUUCAGGGCCUCUGGAGAUCAUGUUUAUACAAAUCAGUUAUAGUUACAAAGCUUUCAUUGUGCAGAAAAUAUCCAACAUAAAAUAAAAAAAUAUUGUGAAUAAAAU
This is a messenger RNA of Trematomus bernacchii (emerald rockcod), 1120 nucleotides long. It is a transcript of the gene tp53rk, whose product is annotated as TP53 regulating kinase. Lineage: Eukaryota; Metazoa; Chordata; Actinopteri; Perciformes; Nototheniidae. Gene Ontology annotation, molecular function: protein serine/threonine kinase activity; ATP binding. The transcript is spliced from 2 exons. Gene Ontology annotation, cellular component: EKC/KEOPS complex; cytosol; nucleus. Gene Ontology annotation, biological process: protein phosphorylation. Bases 294 to 1001 code for a protein of 235 amino acids. The record is from RefSeq and is a predicted model, not a curated record.